Sphaerulina musiva SO2202 is the source of this 1026-nucleotide messenger RNA. RefSeq names its product NAD(P)-binding protein. The coding region runs from base 1 to 1026 and encodes 341 amino acids. Lineage: Eukaryota; Fungi; Ascomycota; Dothideomycetes; Mycosphaerellales; Mycosphaerellaceae. The transcript has 4 exons. The record is from RefSeq and is a predicted model, not a curated record.
AUGGCAUCCCUCAUCGACGCAGCACGAAGUACAAUCUCACAGAAUUUAGGCGGUGUCAUAGCCCAGAAGCUCGCACCCGCACACACGCAAUUCACCUUGGAAGAUGUCCCUGAUCAGACCGGCCGAGUGGCAUUGAUCACGGGCGGAGAUCAGGGCAUCGGAUACGGCGUGACGCAUACUUUGCUGUCGAAAAAUAUCGCCAAAGUGAUUGUGUUGUCGUUUGCGGCUGAGGCGGAUCAUGCACGAGCUGCGAUCAAGGAAGAAUUGGGCGAGGAUAAGGCUUCGAGGAUGAUUUUCUUGAAGGGGGAUUUGGGAGAGUGGAAGCAGUUGGCGGGGUUGGCGGAGCAGAUUCAAAAGGAAACGGAUCGGUUGGAUGUGUUGGUGGGAAAUGCCGGUCGGGGGAUUAUGACUGCUCAGUUGACGGAUUUGGGGGUGGAUAGACAUAUGGCAGUCAAUCAUUUUGGACAUGUCAUCUUGACAUCGCAUCUACUCCCCCUCCUCAAAUCCACCGCCACAGCAGGCCACCAAGUCCACAUUUCCUUCCAAGCCUCCAACGCACACGAACUCACCCCCAAAGACACGUCUUCCUUUUCCAGCCUCGCAGAAAUCAACACCGACGCCGGCCCCAAUGGCCAAUAUGGACGAUCCAAACUCGCCACGAUCCUCUACGCCCGCUAUCUCGCGAGACAUGUCACUCCUCAAGUCCCCCAGAUUCUGAUUAAUGCCACGCAUCCGGGAGUGGUGAAUACGGAUAUGUCACAGAAUGAUAUUCAUGAACCCUACCCCCUCCUCGGCUACGGCAUGUCCGUCCUCGCCGCCCCAUUCAAAAAGACACAAUUCGAAGGCGCCUUGUCGACUCUCUACGCCGUGACAAAAACUUCCGAAUCCGGAGAAUAUAUUUGUCCACCGGCGGCCGUGGAGCCCGGUUCGGAAUUGUCGAGAAAUGAAGCCUUAGGAGAGCAGUUGAUGAAAUUGACGCAUGACGUGAUUCGGGAGAAGAUGGGAGAGGAUAUGAAAUUUUAUUGA